Paecilomyces variotii is the source of this 1611-nucleotide messenger RNA. RefSeq lists its product as hypothetical. Lineage: Eukaryota; Fungi; Ascomycota; Eurotiomycetes; Eurotiales; Thermoascaceae. The coding region runs from base 327 to 1187 and encodes 286 amino acids. The record is from RefSeq and is a predicted model, not a curated record. The transcript has 3 exons.
GCCGACCGUAGAUUGCAUCAUGGGCGGUUGCGUAGGCUGCGAUCGCUGAGGAUUUUCAACAAGAUACGAUCCGUGGGACUGAGUAUCCUAUGACGAAAACUGAAAGUAAACGACUCAAGUCUUCUAUGGUUUAGGAACGAUAAGCCACCGCGUCCAGGAUUCAUCUUCUCAUUGAAAAUGAUGAAAAUGAUACAAGAAACGAAGCGACCCUGAACCUGUGCUGAGCGGCUUGGAUACGGUGUACUGAAAUCUCUCCUCAACUUCCUCUUCCGCAUCUAUUUCAUCAGACGAAAGUAAUUGCUCUCUUGUUAUCUUUCUUUUUAAAUAUGCAUACAAGGGAGACUAUAAACGACCGAAUUGCAAACGUCCGCAAUCAUGCUUCUCGAGUAUUCUCGAUUCUCUCAGAACGCGAUGCUCCUCAUUUUGAAACUGAUGACCUUUAUCAGCUGGGAAUCCACGCAGUGAAGGUCGAUCUCGAUGAGGAGGGCAUCCUGGGAUUUGAACCAUGCUUCUUCCUGCCUCAAUUUUCGAAAACUUUAUUGACUGAUUAUCCCCUCCGUGCAGAUUCGCUAGAUAAUAGAUGGAGAGGAGGCCCAAACUAUGAAGAAUUCGAUUUUCAAUAUUUUUGCGAGCUCCGUGACUUCGAAGACCUGGACUUCUGGCAGCACGCAGGCUGGCUGAGUGACUUCGUUGAGAGACACCUUGAAGCGGUCCGCGAUGGUCUUCCUCACGAGCUGUUAUCUCUUGAUGAGACUGUACCUAUUGAUUACUCGUACGAUCCGCGAGACUAUCAAAUAUUCUCUCGACUGGGUACAACGACAUGGGAAAUGUACCCUCAUCCGGUUAACAGCACUUCGUCGCAUAGUAUCGUUUCUAUUCACAAUUGUUCAAGGGCGGAAGAUACAUGCCUUUCCAGAGGCGAGGUCCUUGGUGUUCUAAAUAUACUGAAAGACAAUUUUAAGUUGGAGUCAUCUCCAUCUGAGGAUACUAAACCAUGUCUCCUCAUGUCCUACUUUGGUGAGAAAAAAGGAAGAAUUAUCCAAGCUCAUCACGAUGGACAGAAAUUGGUGCUGCAAUACUCGCCACUGGUGAACUUUUGUGAUACUGAGGCAACGGUGUCUCUCUUCCUUCGUUAUAUGACUAGCUAUCUUAUCGCAUCAUCUACAAGCACUUUAGUCGUGAGAUGAAUACUGUCUGAGUUAUCGCUACGUGUAUUAUUUGCUAAAUUGAAAAAUUGCAAACUCUCUCCAGUCAGUUCCAGCGCAGAGCUAGACGGUGUAUGUUGGCGAUGCUUCCCUCCAAGAAUCUGACAAUGCAACUGUGAGAUUUAACAGACCCCGAUUUCAUAUUACGCUGAAGUUACGAAAACGAUCCAAUCCCAACCUUAACGCUCUACGGCGAUCAAUCUUGAACUUGCUCGAUGCUUGAUUAGGUAUCGUCUAUAGGUAGCUAACUAACUUCUGGGAUAACCGAGCAAAUGGCUAGUGGACAGGAGACUGUCCUGAGGAGGGGGCUCUAGGAGCUCCUGAAAUCAAGGAUACCAGAGCUUCUAUGGCGGUGCGGCCAAAGCCGUAGGAAGUGCUGUUGAGCUCGAAUGACUAAACAGAUGAG